AUGGCAGCUGGCGCUGCACGCUCACGACCGACACCCCACAGCCUUCCCCCCACAGCGGCAGCCGUGGCAGGGCGAGCGACGGGCAUGGCAGGUGCAGCAGAUGCGCGACAUGUUCUGUGGUGGCAGCAGCUCAUCGUCAGCAGCCCGUCAUCCACCCCUGCCGCCUCCCCCCACAUCAGCAGCCACAGUAGGGCGCGUGACGGGCGUGGCAGGUGCGGCAGAGGCGCGGCAGGCGCAGUGGUGGCAGGCGCGAUUGGUGCGGCAGACGCGCGGGGCCACAACGGGGCAUGUCGGGGAGGAGCAGGGGCUAGGAGGUCUGCCCCACGCUGCCCUAUGCUGCCCCGUGCUGCCUUUCGCGCACCUCACGCUGCCGCGCGCGCCUCUAUUUGUCCCGAGUGCACUGACCUGCACGCGCCGUUUGCGCUGCCCCAUGAGCGCCCUUUGCACCGCCCAGCGCGUUGCCCUACGCGCGCCCUUCGCGCUGCCCUGCGCGCCGCCGCUGCCCUUGCACCGUGCGCUGCCCUGCCCCGCGCGUUCGCACUGCCCCGUGCGUUCGCGCUGCCCCACGCGUUUGCCCUGCCCUGCGCGUUCACCCUGCCCCGCGUGUUCGCCCUGCCCCGCCCCUUUGUGCUGCUCGCAUGCAGCCCCUGCCCGUGCACCGCUGCUGCCUUGCGCCGCCGCUGCUCGCACGCCACUGCUGCCACAUGCGCCGCCGCUGCCUCGUGCGCCACUGCUGCCUGCACAGCCACUGCCCCGCGCCGUGCGCCGUCCCUGCCCCUUUCUCUUCCCUGA
This is a messenger RNA of Closterium sp. Naga37s-1, 792 nucleotides long. The record is from the annotation of a GenBank genome assembly. NCBI's taxonomy places the organism in Eukaryota, Viridiplantae, Streptophyta, Zygnematophyceae, Desmidiales, Closteriaceae.